This is a messenger RNA of Folsomia candida, 1375 nucleotides long. RefSeq lists its product as uncharacterized. Lineage: Eukaryota; Metazoa; Arthropoda; Collembola; Entomobryomorpha; Isotomidae. The record is from RefSeq and is a predicted model, not a curated record. Bases 183 to 734 code for a protein of 183 amino acids. The transcript has 4 exons.
UACAUAUAUGUAUACACAUACAGAUACAAUAUGUAAACACUGUGAUUUUCUUACGCAAUGAAAACCCAUGAGGUUUUUCUGCAUAAAACGAAAAGAAAAACAUCCCUCGCUUCAUCAGUUGCAAAUCGUGUAGUUUAAAGUUUCACAGCCCAUCUUGUAAAAUUUUUUGAAUAAAUUUCAUCAUGCACCAAACAAAAAUUUUAUUUUGUUUAGUGCUGACUAUAUGUGGUCUGGUCCAUUGUGAGUACUUGACUCAUUCUGAGGCUAAACGCCGACUGGGAAACGCAGGCAUAUCCAUUAAGGAGCACCGACCGAGCUGCACCGACAGGACGAAUAAAGACUGUACAUCGCUCGAUAACGUCCGAUCUGAAACAAUUGGCUGGUUGAUAAACUUCAAACGGGUCGCAAUUUACGACGGAAGACAAUGCACGUUCAUUGUUACUGGUGGCACUGAGGCUGGUCAUGGCGGUGGGGGAAAAAACACCCACGCGGGCGGGUACAAGAUCGACCUUCGACUUAACACCUGUCUCGAUAACUUUAUCCAGUCAGGAUCCAAGAAUCGUCGUAACGCCUACUUUCGAUACGUCAAGGAUGUCACACUGAGGUAUAAUAGGACAUCGUUCUAUAAAGCUCCAAAAUAUCAAUCUGGCUCCGGCGCUUUCCUGUUGAGAGAACAUAACCAUUGGGACGCAUUGUAUCCGGAAAAUCCGGUGACGAAUUGGGGUCGCGGGUAAUCGUGAGAAAUUUUGGAUGGUUGAGGUAAAUUUCAUUUACAUGUUCAACUUUUAAAAAAGUUUCAGUCUUUAUUAAUCUUAAAAACUCUAAAGAUUUGUUGCUUCAUUAUCAUUGUUGCUUCAUAUGUAUUUCUAUGUUUUCAAGCUUUGAGAAUAUAUAAUAAAAUAUGUAACAAAGCCUCGCAAAAUGAAUUAUUCACAUGAUUGUAAAAUUGAAUUUAGAAAAUUUAGAUAAUAUUUUGUUAAAUAUUUUCGAAAAAAACUAAAGGUGCAUGGUGCCUAAAAUCGGUAAAAAUUUUCUAUCACAUUAUUUAAAGUUUAGUUUCAGCAUUUUACAGAGAAAUGCAUGCAAGUGCGAAAUAAACUUAGGUUUUUUCAAAUUGUCUAAAUAUCUACAAAUUGUGUUUAGAAUUGAAAUUAAUUGAUUAAGUUGCACGAGAUGAUAAAGGUUGUAAGAGUAGCAUAAAUAUACAUAUUGUAAAUAUGUAUGUAUGUAUACCUAUAUGUAGAUAUUUUUAAGGUAACAUGUAUUCAUUUUAUCUAAGGGGUGUAAAUAUGCAAAUGUUUCGCAUAAAAUUUGACAUUUCUAUAGCUUCAAUAAAUACUUAUAUUUAAUAUGCACGGACAUAACGUGUCAUGAA